UGCACUUCUGGUAUUUUCCGGUUUAAUAUUCUCUUUGUUGUCAAGGGUUGCGCAUUGACCUCAAAGCCCUGACCUCAAAAUUAAUAUGUAAAGUGAUAUUUAUUUGUCUACAAGGAUUCAAGGCAUUCCUCGACCAUUAAACUGGCUGUAGUUAAUUCUUGUCUCCUCCCGCGAUCACCAGAAGAAUUUUGAAGGAACUUCAACAAAACAACAGAGUCCAAUUUUGGUGGCGGAAGGAUUGCCUUUUUUGAACAUCAUGCCAAGUUACCACGAGAACUGCGGUAAACCUGGACCAAAGAGUCUUUCUUGGAUCCCACCCCCCGAAGCGAGGCUCUUCAAGUCCCGCAGUGCCCCUGGUUCACCCCUAUUCGACCGCAACGAGCAUUUUAGCCGGUCAGCCAAAGGGUCAGCAAGUUUUAGAGAACCAAGGCAUACGCGGGCGUCGUUUUUGAUGAGAGAAAGCCAGAUGAAGAAAGCGGAGAAAUACAAGAACGAAAAGGGCGCCAAAAUUGGGCGAAGCAAGUCCUUCACCAGUAGAAUAACAUCAAAGCUUUAUAAUAGAACCGAACAGAAGCAUUCAUUGGGCAAGUCCUGGCACCCAAAAUGUUUAAAAUGUGAAGAAUGUGGCAAGAUUUUAAACCCAGGUCAACAUUCUGAGCAUCGAGGGAUACCAUACUGCAACAUACCAUGUUAUAGUCUCUUGUUUGGUCCUGGUGGUUAUGGUCGAGGGGGUGUUGAGUCCCACCAAAAACUCGGAUUUCAAGCCACACUCCCACCAGAUCAGAUUGCAUUGAGGAAUGAACUGCUGCCAAAGUUACGAUACUACAAUGAACAUUAUGAAAGUGAUAAGAAGAAAGCAUUGCAAUUAGUCAGCAAAGAGGCAAAUGGAAAGUUAAUCAUUGAAGGAGUGCUACGGGUUUAUUGGGGUCUUAAAGACCCUGUAACACUUGGAGCUUUGUACUGGAGAAAUGAUCGUGCUUUUAGACUUUUUCAUGUUGUGCAGAGUAAAAAAUUAUCACGAUCUGAAACUAUGAAACAGUUGAGAAGUCAAAGUUUGACCACUGAUGAAAAAGUCAUGGACAGACCUUUCAAAAAGGAUUCCCGAGGCAAACCACGCUCAAACUCAGAUGAAAAGCUAGCUCGACGACACACACUGGGUCAUUCUGAUCGCAAGAAGAGGCCAGCCAAGUCAGGUCUAGAACCAACAAGGUUUAUUCCCCCUUAUGGUUUUCAAACAACGCUACGGUUAACAAGCAAGAUACCCACACCAGAUGUUGUCAAGAUGAUUUUAACCAAAUUUCAGAUUGCUGAUCCUUGCGACAAAUUUUCGUUAUUUAUCAAGUAUGAAAAUGGAGAAAUUAAAAGACUCAACAACGAAGAUGCUCCAUUAAUGAUUAGACUUCGACUGGGACCUGCUGAGGACUUAGCAAAAAUUUAUAUAAUGGAGGAUACCGAGGAAAACACAAUCCGAAGAGAGGUUGCACAAUAUAUCCAUUUCGCGACGCCUGUGUUGCAAGCAUUUAUCGUGAAGUUCGACGAAGAGGAGGAACGUGAAAUGAAGAAAAUCAAAGACAGGUAUCGAGAGUAUAAGAAGCACUUACAGGCAGUUAUCCAAGAAUUCUCUUCCAAAACUUAAUGGUGAAUCUAUCACGCAAUCUAGCAUUGUGAAAGAUAUAGAGGCGUUUGGCAAGAGAAUGACUUCUUUAUAUGCGAUCAGGAAAAGAUGAUCACGUUGGAGAGGUCGAAACGAAUAUAUCUUUACCCCAAGGAAAAGAAGAGUAAUUUUCUUGCACAAAAGCAUGGUGAUGUCUACUGGAUGUACGGUGUUCAUGGUUCCAAAUAUACGAGACAAUGUAAUUUAUCUUAAAAAAACGUCAAUUUUGUUUGUGAAAACGAAUUAGGAUAGCGAGAUCUGUACUGACAAUGAUUUAGUAAACAAAUCAACCUGGUGUUUUCCUCCUGAGGAAAUAGUCGGGGGGUCUAGUGCCAACUGAAUUGUUUGAUAGUCAUUUUCUGACUGUAAUAGUUUUCUGUUGACAGUGAAUCCUCCUAGAAUGCUGUUUUGAAAUGAAUGUAAAAAAAAAUUAGUGGCAGGUCCACUUGUACAGUAUUAACGUUAACGAUUUGUAAAUAGCAAGCGUAUUUAAUAUUGGUUGUUAUGAAAAUAGUGAACUAGAAUGAAUAUUUUUAAAUUAUA
Dendronephthya gigantea is the source of this 2197-nucleotide messenger RNA. RefSeq names its product ras association domain-containing protein 2-like. Bases 257 to 1636 code for a protein of 459 amino acids. The transcript has 14 exons. The record is from RefSeq and is a predicted model, not a curated record. Lineage: Eukaryota; Metazoa; Cnidaria; Anthozoa; Malacalcyonacea; Nephtheidae. Gene Ontology annotation, biological process: signal transduction.